Molecule: messenger RNA, 1289 nt
Organism: Portunus trituberculatus (swimming crab)
Lineage: Eukaryota; Metazoa; Arthropoda; Malacostraca; Decapoda; Portunidae
Exons: 6
Source: RefSeq, a predicted model, not a curated record
CCUCACCGUGUCUGCGUGUGUCUCCUCUUCCUCCUCGUAUGGUCCAUUCCACAAGGCUGGGCUUACAUUCAACUAGGAGCACUGGGAGUUCAAGUGCACAACGUGAAGGUGCCGCAGCCGGGAGUGGCGGGGCGGCAGGCGAGGCUGGAGUGUCUGUGGGCAGCGGGGGAGCGAGGCUUCUACUCAGUGAGGUGGUACAAGAACGAUGAGCAGUUUUAUAGCUACGUGCCCAAGAACAAACCCCAAGUGAAGGUCGACCACCAUAUUGAAGGGGUCAGUGUGGAGCUUUCUCAGUCGGACGAGCGCGUGGUGACCCUAAGGGAGCUGCGUUUGGAUUCCGAGGGGGUGUACCGCUGCGAAGUCAUGAGCGAGAGCCCCUACUUCGAGUCCUCGUUCGCUUCCAGCAAUCUCACUGUGGUAGCAAUGCCCGACGCGCCAACACUGGCAGGGCUAAGAUCAAGUUACCGUGUGGGCGAGAUGCUUAACGUCACUUGCACCGCCUACGACUCCCGCCCGCCAGCCCGCCUCACCUUCUUCAUGAACCGAGAACCUGUGACUACGGAAUCGGGUAGAGUGAGGACGCUGGAACCGCAAGAUGGGAGGUACCUCGGGGUAUAUAACACAAUGGCAGUGCUGGAGCGGCCCAUUGGUAGGAGGCUGGUGCCCUCACUCAGCCUGGAGUGUCGUGCCGAGGUACUGUCUCUCUCCACGCAGGUCGAGGCGAAUGUGGAGGUACACGAACACUCCGGCUCAGCCCCGCUAUUCUUGCUUAACACAGGCUCUGGUCUCAGCCCCGCCCUGCCCGCCCUGCUGCUGCCCCCACUACUGCUUACCACCCUCACACACCUCCUCACCUCCAGCUGAUUGCACCGCCGCCCCCCUCACACCUCAUAGCUCAGCCCAUUCCCCUCCCAACACCUACCAACACACACACACACACACACACACACACAAGGCAAUGGUUCAUCCUCACAGAUCUCUCUCUCUCUCUCUCUCUCUCUCUCUCUCUCUCUCUCUCUCUCUCUCUCUCUCUCUCUCUCUCUCUCUCUCUGUCCUUUUCUCUUUUUCCUUCCCAAACCUUGACUUGACACAAUUCUCGGACACACUUUCACCUUAAGCCCUUUUUUCACUCUCUCUCUCUCUCUCUCUCUCUCUCUCUCUCUCUCUCUCUCUCUCUCUCUCUGUAGAUACAUUGUUACGUUUUCUCUCAUGUAUGACUAAUUAAAGAAAACGAAGCUGGGAAAAUGCACCAGAUAUGAAGAGGAGGAGGAGGAGGAGGAGGAGGAGGA